AUGAAUAAUGCAUUUCAUCGUACACCAUCUUUAUCAGUCGCAAGAUCACACCUUAAUAUUUUAAUGAAAAAUAUUGAAUCUGCUAAUGUAGACGUUGAAGAAAUAGUCGAAGAUAAUGAAUAUAUGCUCGAAAGUCGGGAAACCUUUGUGCAGGUUUUACAGGCCUAUAUUCAUUAUGCUUUUCGAAUAAUAAAAGUAUUAAUAACUCUAUCUUAUAAAAAAACUCAAGAAAUUCUUGGCCAGGAAUCACGUUCAUUGUUUGAGAUCGAAUAUGUUGCUCAUAAACUAUCUUCUCCGAGCUUAAAACUUCCAAGUGAGCACAAAUAG
Dentiscutata heterogama is the source of this 327-nucleotide messenger RNA. The record is from the annotation of a GenBank genome assembly. NCBI's taxonomy places the organism in Eukaryota, Fungi, Glomeromycota, Glomeromycetes, Diversisporales, Gigasporaceae.